Molecule: messenger RNA, 4205 nt
Organism: Chlamydomonas reinhardtii
Lineage: Eukaryota; Viridiplantae; Chlorophyta; Chlorophyceae; Chlamydomonadales; Chlamydomonadaceae
Exons: 11
Coding region: 152-1825 (557 amino acids)
Biological process (GO): lipid metabolic process
Molecular function (GO): glycerophospholipid phospholipase A1 activity
Source: RefSeq, a predicted model, not a curated record
UCCCGCAUAAAUGCUUCACGUGCGUCCUUCGCUAGGCUCAGCGCGCAGCAGUAUCGGCGGUCCUUCUUCAGUGGCACUGUGCAGGCCAUCUAACUCGCGUAGCCGACUGGUUUGUCGCGCGUUCGAUACCUCCAGCGGGGUACCUCCCUCCAUGGGCCUGCAAGCCCCCGCCAAGGCGACGCCAGGCCAGACGCUGCGUGGCCAUGGCGCGAACGGCUGGAAAGACGCUGGCUGGGAUUACAAACAGCCCAAGGAGCUCUCGCCGCAGCUGCGUGAGCUGCUAAUGCACUACGGCCAGCUGUCGCAGGCCACAUACGACAACCUGGGCCUGAACCCCUGCGACGCCGCCACCUGGGGUUACACCACCACCAAGCCCGGCACCAGCCUCAUCGACUACCUUACCGCCGAUUACCCGCUGGACCCUGAGGCCCGCGUCACCAGCAAGGCGCCGGGCACCGGCGACGUGUACCACCUGCCCCUGAGCGACCGCCUUAGCCCCGUCAUCUAUGCCCAGGCCGGUGGCGAUGACCCCGACGCCGCAGUGGCUGCGGUCACCGCCGGCGCAGGCAGCGUGGCGGGCGUGACGGCGCACUCCGCCACCAUGGCCCGCAGCGUCAAGAGCCCCUGGGGCCUGCUCGACGGCGGCGUAGACGGCGUGUUCGGCUUCCUGGCCGGCAUCCCCACCGCCAUCAUUGGCGGCGCACGCCCGCUGUUCAAGCAGAACCCUGCCACCGGCCGCGGCACCGUGCCCCGGCCCGCCUUCAUGGGCUAUGUCGCCAUCUCGCCCUCCGCCGGCGCCGGCUCGGGCGGCGAGGUCGAUGUGGCGUUUGUGUGGCGAGGCACCAUCUUCAAGGAGGAGUGGGCGGCCAACUUCGGAGCGGACCAGCUGGUCCGCUGGGGCGACAUGAGCGCGGACGGGCACGCGCUGCCCUGGCAGGUGGGCGUGCACCGCGGCUUCCAGGACCUCUACCUGCGCGCCGCGCCGCAGCCCGACGCCAAGACCAUGACCGGCGCGCCGCCGGAGGGCGCCAAGUCCGUCGCGCCCCGCGAGGUGGUUCACAACUGGAUCGUGGAGCUGUGCCGCAACCACAACGUCACCACCAUCAGCACCACCGGGCACUCCCUGGGCGCCGCGCUCAGCACUGUGUCGGCGUUUGACAUCGGCGAGGAGGUGGAGCGGCUGUGGGCGCCCGCCAACGAGAAGGAACGCGCGGGCUGGAAGACCACCGCCAAGCCUACCGUGACCGCCUUCGCGUUCGCGCCGCCGCGCGUUGGCAACUGGAACUUCGUGCGCACCUUUAGGGACAAGUACAACGUCCGGCAGCUGCGCAUAUGCAACGUUCACGACUUCGUCCCCAAGGUCCCGGGCGGCUGGGUGCAACUGCUGACCACCCUCCUCGCCAAAGUGGGCAUUGACGUGUACUCGGACAUGGACUCCGCGGCCGCGCGCGCCUUCGCUGGCUUCUACACCUGGGUCAGCGCCGCCACCGCACUCCUCUGGCGCAGCCGCUGGGGCUACUUCCACGCCGGAACCAUUCUGGAGGUGGACUCCAACUCCGACCCCGCCUUCCAAAAGGUGGGCACCACGCCGCUCAGCGGCUUCAUGCAGCUGCCGUCCGGCAAGCACCACAACCUGGAGGUGUACCUGUACCUGCUGUCGCUCAAGGGCGUCAAGACCGACACCACCACCCGCAACAAGCUGUUUCUGAACAAGGGCGACGACAUCCUGAACGACACCAAGACCUACACGGCCGAUUGGUGGCGUGCGCCUGCCGACCGCCACUACCGGCUGCGGCCGCAGGACGGGCGCUGGGAGCACUACUAAGAUUGUGAUUGUAACGGUGUUGUUGUGGUGGUGAUUGGUGUUGUGGUGAUAUAUUUGGUGAGUUGAAGGGUUAGGGUGGCAGGGUAGGGGAUCUGCUUCCAAGGCGCUGAAGCACUGGUGCUCGUGCACGUGUGUGGAGACGUGCAGGUGCAAGCGGCGAGGGCACGCAGGUGUGCAGGUACCUGUGAUUUGGGGGCUGAUGGACUCAGCGGCCCGUGGGGAGCGUGCGGUGCGCUGUGGGUUAUGAUGGUGGGCACCCUGCAGCCUGCUGCUCCUGCGCCGCAUGUGGCGUGUCAGUUGGCGUGUCAUGGUUGAGUAAGGUCAAAUGUGUGGACCUGCUACAACAUGUGCGUGUGUAUGUUUGUACAUAUGCUGCAGCACAGUUGCGUAUACCGUAUGUGCGAUAGUGUAUCGUUGGUGUUGAAGUGAUCAACGGCCUGAGAGAGAUAUGGCCGUCAUGAACCGGCGCCGAGCGACCUUACCGAGCUGACUCGGCAGUGGCAGACAGGGGUGCGCACCGCUGGUGGCAGUCGCUAUGCACCUACGGGGUUGACCCGUGGAGGAAUGGGCGGGCGGGCAUUGGGGCAUGUACAUACCAGGGGUAUCAUAAUUGCAAUGUUGCACAGGUAAUAAUAGGUUACGAAAGGGGGGUACCCCUGCGUAAAUCAACACUUGCGCUUUGCUCGAAGACGGCUUGAGUUGUGAGGUGUGCAGGGGUAAAGGCUUUGCAGGAAGCACGGUAUGUAUGCGAAUUGCAAAACAGAAACAGAACAGUACGGGAUGCAUUAAGAUAUGAAUGCGGAUGUUACAGAGGGGACAGUCCCAGCACCCGAAGACGCCGAGCCAUCACAUGCUAUCAGGGCCCAACUUGACUCCAUUAAGAUAUGAGGGGACAAUCUCAGUGUGCAAGCACGAUAUGUCGGUAUGCAGCUGAGUUGGGAAACUACAAGAUGUCAAGAGGCUUGCACGACCCGGUAGAACUGCCAGGAAGGAUUUGGCAUGCUUUAGGUUCCGAGUAGCACAGCGGUGUGGGCCAGCGCAGCCAGGGGGGUACGUAUGGUGAGCGGAGGCCAGAGGCGGGUUGACCCUGGUUGACCCAUGCACGGGUUGGAUUCCCGCCUCUUUUGGGGGUAACAGGCGCGCCAUUUACUAGCGCUAUGAAGGAAUAGUGCCUGGGGCGGGGGCUCAGCGCUAUGCGCUCUGUGUGCGUGCUGCUGCCAGUUGCGGUCGCCUGGGAGGCUGGAGCAGGGGCACCCCUGGGCUGGAGCGCGGGAAGAAGGGGCCACACUGCCAAAGCAAGGGCCACAGGACGAUUCCCUGUGCUCAACUGCUGAUAGCCAACUGCAGCUCGUCCGCUCGACUGUAAUUCAAAGAGUGCCUAUGACUUAGCGAUACAUCACUGCUAGUUGGUGUCACCUGGCAAGCGCUGGACCCAGCAAUAAUGUCACAGGGGUUGUCAGAGAGCUCGUCGAGGUUUGAGCCAUUGGGUGCUGCUAUCACUUGAGAUUAGGCCUGCAAUAGUUUGAAGCACAAACGCUGGCAUGGAGCUGCGACCAGGGCCUAGCGUCCGGAUCGGAAAACGACUGGUCGGCCGGGAACUGGACGGAGCAAGCGAGUUCCGCCACUCCACGGCACCAAAACACAUGAAGAAUAGAUAUCAACACACUGUAAAUGACUUUGCACAGGAAGCCAGCUAAGUGGUUGGUUGUCCGUUCGAUUGACCCAUGAUGACGACCACUCGUCUGCUCGCGCUGACUUCUGCGGCUGCGGCGGCAGCCCCCGGGCCGGCUCAUACUACCCUGCCUCAGCCCAUACUACCCUGCCUAUGCGAAAAGUAACGGUGCUGAUUGGGCAAGGGAAACAAUCAGGGGAAGCACGGCGGGUGGGUUGGGGUGUUGGAAGGGCGGGGGAAGAGGGCGCGGGAGAGGGUCGACUCCAACUUGCCCUGAACUAAUUGUGGGGACCGGUCGGGCGCACAGAUGGCAUGUGGCACGCAACACUGUGACAGGCCUUGUGCUUUUGAACUAUGCACUGGGAUGUGCCGCACAGGACCUGCAGGGAGGCACUGGCAAAGAAGCGUCCGACCCCCGCUGUGCGUGCCACAGUGUGCCACCCACUGGCGCUGGUGUGGUGGAUGCGCUCGAGGAGAACUUUGACGGCCACAACAUGUGAGCCGAAACGGCACGGUGCUGAUUGGGCAGGGGAAACAAAUGAGGGGAGCACGGCGGGUAGGUUGGGGGAAGCAUGGAAGGUGGGUCUUGCGGGGGGUAUUGUUGUGGUGACACAGGUGACGAGCGGUCAUCGAGGUCAAUCGAACCGAUAACGAACCAAUGGCUGGACUCGUAUGCAGAAACGUAUAUAGUGUAUCGAGACCUAAUCC